CCUGGCGGAACUACUCGUCCCCGGCCUGUAGCGGAACCAACAUGGCAGGUCAAGAGGAUCCAGUGCAGCGAGAGAUUCACCAAGACUGGGCGAAUCGAGAGUACAUAGAGGUGAUCACAAGCAGCAUCAAGAAAAUAGCCGACUUUCUGAAUUCAUUCGAUAUGUCAUGUCGGUCCCGCCUGGCCACUCUUAACGAGAAACUGACCGCUUUGGAGAGGAGGAUCGAAUACAUCGAGGCCAGAGUGACAAAGGGAGAGACCCUGACCUAGAGCUCCUCGUGGGGACGCGGAGUGUCCGCGCAUCAUGAGUCCCGCUGCCCACCCACCCCAUUACCUUUCUUUUUGACGUUUUCGAUAUGAUGGAUUCCACCAUUCUUUUUUGGGGGGGACCACACAUAUGGUUUUUAUAACUUAUGGCUAAGGUUUUUUUUUUAAUGUGUUGUUUUAUCCUAUGACAUGCCUCUGCACAGGAACUUCAUCAGACUUGGGUAUCAGUCAUUUUCGCGUCACCGAUGUUUAUAAGAUAAAAAAAAAAACCUCCAUCUUUCCUGCUGGUUGUAAAAAAUAUUAUUGUGCAGCUCAUUUGUGGAUCUGACGUCAGCAAAAGUCAUUGAUCGCUUGUGUUUUCUACAGUGCCAGUAAUAACAGCUGGUUAUGAAAGGGUAGCAUUCCUGUGUGCCAAGUUAAAUAAGUAAUCGUGCGUAUUCAUCUUGGAAAAGGACUUGCCUGUACAGUAAAUUGUGUGGUUAUGAUGAUAAAGUUUUAGGAUUUGAAUAUUGUAAUAAAGUUAAAAGAAUGACCAUGUUUUAUGUAAUAAUAUUAAGAAAAAAAGGAGUCUUAAGUGUGAAUAUGAUAUAUCUCACAUGUGAUCUUAUUAUCCAGUAUUUGCAAACCAUUUGUGAACUUGCGCCUCCCAUGGUGAGCGACACUGAUAGGCCGUGAUGAGUGCCUGAUGUAGUGUUCAUAAAUGAAAGAAAUGAGAAGUUUCAAAUGUAUUUAGGCUAUUUUAUGGCAAGAGGUGUCUUGGUCUAAUUGGUUUGAAUUUAAGACCAAGAAGGAUGUUCCUGAGGUGACACCAAGUUAUGUUUGUUUUUAACCACAGAUUUGCAUACUGGUGAUUUUAAGCGAAAAGGGAAACCCCUAGGAGAAAAAAAAAAGGAAAAGAAAACACAAAAUUUGACUUUUUUUAACUUUCAUUUUGGACCUAUAUCAAAACAAGGCUAUUCUGACAAUGUAUCAAAUCUUAAGCAUUUGGGGGUUCUUGGCACACACCUUAUAACUUCGGUUUGGGGCUGUAUAUCUAAGAGGUCAAAGCUGAAAGACGACUAAUUUUGUCACUUUUUUAUUAUUCUCGCCAAAUAACUAGUCCUACAUGCUUAAACGUAGCAACUCUAUUAAAACUUUAAAAAGUUGAACUA
Molecule: messenger RNA, 1417 nt
Organism: Lampris incognitus (smalleye Pacific opah)
Lineage: Eukaryota; Metazoa; Chordata; Actinopteri; Lampriformes; Lampridae
Gene: brk1
Product: BRICK1 subunit of SCAR/WAVE actin nucleating complex
Exons: 3
Coding region: 42-269 (75 amino acids)
Biological process (GO): regulation of actin polymerization or depolymerization; actin filament organization; cell motility
Cellular component (GO): SCAR complex
Molecular function (GO): protein-containing complex binding
Source: RefSeq, a predicted model, not a curated record